GGCAUCGUCCGGAUGUUCCCAUCGCUUGUUUACGUUCUUCUUUUGGUCCUGCGCCUGGCGAGUUUAACUGUCUUAAUUUCGAGAAAUGACAGGUCAUAUAUUGUGCUAACAUCAUCACAUCCCAUUGGCAGUGGAUUUCCGUGUGGAACAUGGGCGCUGCGAAGCGUUUAUUAACACCGCUGCUCAUGCUGUUGCCUCUUUCGUGGACGGGACCGCUGGUGUCGGCUGAGCAGGUCGCACUCGUGGAGGUCUUCGUGGAGCAGCGAGUCGGUGUCACCGUUGAGUUCCACGGGGAUGUGGUGGAGUCGAGCAGCGAGAACCCCGAGGAAGACCUGGAAGGGGAGUUGGUGCUGAUCCAGGACGACGGUCAUAAGAAGACGGGCGAAGGGACAGAGGAUGAAGCUAAAGACCCAGAGCCGUGGAUCGGUGUGGUACCCGUGGACAUGGAUGAGAACAAACCCUCUACAAGUAACCAGGAGUCCUUUGCUGAUGGGAUGGUCAGCAAAAUGAAGCGAGCGUUGGUCCUUGGUGCUUCUGCACUCAUCAUCCUGGCUCUCAACCAAAACUCUGUCAGUGAGAUGGAUCUGUCACAGGUUCUGUCAAAACCCAUCAUCGUGAUCCAGACGUCUGAAAACGUCACCAAGCUGAUCGGAGCUCUGCUCAGGGGUCUUCAGGCGACAGCAAAGAUCACGUACAAGAGCAUCCUGCAGGACAACUUGGGCGCCACGCUCACCCUGUGGUCCAGCUGCGGUCGAUCGCGAAGUGGUCGCUAUGGGGAGUGGCAGGGGGUCAUCUGUACCGGAGAGACCAACUCUCAAGUUCAGAAGUAUCUGCAGCAGCUUUGGGACACUGUGCUCCUUGUGGCACUGAUCCUCAGCACCGGCGUCAUCGUUCAGGCUCGCUGGCAGAACCAUGACCGACAGCUCAAUGAUGACUUGGAGCUGCUUCCAAAACAGGAUGUCUUAAAGAGAAUGUCCUCCUUAAAAACCAAAACAUACCACAGACCGGUACCCUGGUGCGACCCUACCCAGUCGGGGGAGACAGACAACUGUGCCGUCUGUCUGGAGCCGUUUAAUAAUAACCAGUGUCUACGAGUGCUGCCGUGUCUUCAUGAGUAUCAUCAGGACUGUGUGGACCCCUGGCUCCUGCUGCAACACACCUGCCCGCUCUGCAAGCGCAGUAUUCUCAGCAGCGUCUGUAAAGAGUGUUGACACCCCAUCACCAGGAAGCUAGCUCGUGUCAGUAGUAGAUGACCUCAUUACCUCCCCAGCAGUGGAUUUUAACUCAUUACAGCAGAUCAUGAACAUUCAGGUGGUCACAGGGUUCCAAAAUCUCUGCUGUGUUUGAGACCAGAACUGUUUCCCUGACAGGCCUAGUAUUCACUCAUCCAUUGUUUGUGCAUGGGCUUAGACCGUCGUGGUUUAAAGCAUGAACAUCCUGAUCAGGAUGAAUGUUUCUGGACCUCAGAAUAUUGUGAAUAUCCAACAGUCAUGUGGGUGAACCGUGCGAGGAUUUGUAGUGUGAGCACAAUGUGGAGAAAGUCUUACAGUCAUGCCUUAAAUACAACCAAACUGACUUUUAUAUCCCCCUCUGUGUGUGAGAAUACGGUCAUUGAUGGUUUCAGGUCAACGUCACAUGGGAGUUCAAGUUCCUGAACGAACGCCUCUUAAAAUGAGGACAAGUAAACAAGGAGAAACCUACUGACUCCAAUGAACCAAAGUCAAAUGUGUUUGGGAUAAUUGUCCAGACAGAAUCCCAGAUAUGAACCCGUUCAAUCAGUGCCCAAAAUUACAACGGCUGGCCGCGAUUUAUACACUGAAGAAAACAUGGUGCUGAUGUAUUUAUUGAGUCUUUUAUGUCAUGUCAGCUACAAAACGCAAGAACAAGUGCACUGCUUGUUACAAAAUGCUCUGAUAAUGUAGAAAACAGAUGUUGAGUUUCACUGGCGACAUUACACAUGUCCCGUCUUCUUCUCCAUUCAACAGCAAACUGGCUUUAUUUUCCUGCUCAUUUUCCUAUGUUAUUAAUGUUGUUAUAGAAAAGUCUGCAAUUAAUGAACUGAUUUGUCGACGUGGCAAAAAAAUAAACUUUUUGCUAUCAUCCAUUCCUUUGGUUUCCAUUUAAAACAACCAAAGAAUAAAACCCCAAAAGGUAAAAUCUGUGUCCUAGACAAGCAUGUGAUCACUAACAAUGGCCUUGUGUCAUGUCCAGCAUGUGAUUUUGUCACCACCUUCACCCUGAGCUCUUCUCACCAGUCUGUUUAGCAGCAUCUGGCGGCUCACGACGGUAUCAUGCCUUUGCUCCUCUUGCGGUCGGCCAUCGUGCGCCGGUUGUGGUUCGACCCACGACUCUUGUUGGCCUCCUUCUUUCGUCUGUCCAGGAAUGUUUCCAAGGUUUGGCCUUGUCCUUUAGGUCGGCCCACCACGUUACUCGGGCGCUCUGGCCGGUAGCUGGAGGACAGGCUUGGGGAUGAGUUAGCGGUUCAAGUCACAAGGAUCAGUUUGGUGCCUAAAAUUAACUCGUAGCAAAAUAACCCAGCGUUCUAUUGUCCAUAUAAGAGCAAUAAUGCCAUUAUUUUGAUAAAUAGACUCAAGUUCUCUGCUGCUUAUUGCACCCACAACAUUCAAAUACAUUUUGUAACUGCAUGAGUUUGACUGUGUUUUGACAUGGCUCUGGCGAGAAAAAGAAAGUACAACUCAAACUCAUACUAACUUAAAAAAAUGAGUAAUACUUCAUGUGAUAUACUGACGUUAAGGACAGGAAGUAGAGCAGUUACCCUUUCCUUUGCUGCAUGGCAGCUCUUCUGGCUUCUGCACGCUCCCUCAGCAGAGCUGGAUCCUGCACAAACUGGUCUCUGUUGGGGUUAUUCUGGGAAGAAAAUAACAAAUUCUUGUUUAAACAAUAGCAUAGUUGAUUCAGCAUUUUUUUCCUCUGAUCCCUUUGCAUAGCUUUUCAAAUUAUUUCUCUUCAGGAAAUUUUCAAUUAAAACGUUUCAUGAAACCACUUUUUUGUUGUUUUUUUGUUAAAUUUAAGGAAGAAAAUCUAAAAAAAACUAUGUAUUCUGAACCUACCUCUAAGCCCUGGU
Synchiropus splendidus (mandarinfish) is the source of this 3085-nucleotide messenger RNA. RefSeq names its product ring finger protein 215 (gene rnf215). The record is from RefSeq and is a predicted model, not a curated record. The transcript is spliced from 10 exons. Gene Ontology annotation, biological process: ubiquitin-dependent protein catabolic process. The coding region runs from base 150 to 1211 and encodes 353 amino acids. NCBI's taxonomy places the organism in Eukaryota, Metazoa, Chordata, Actinopteri, Syngnathiformes, Callionymidae. Gene Ontology annotation, molecular function: ubiquitin protein ligase activity.